AUGGGCACCCUCGGUCGGGGUUUUUGCUCCCUUGUUCUUCUGUCCUUGGUCGCCAAUUCCCGUGGUCGGGGUCUCGCCGAACCAGCUGCGUUAACACCGAGCAUCCAGGGGCACGAAAACAUUGAAGCCAACUUGGUCAAAACAAUCUCCGAGGCUCAGAAAGACACCAAGAAGUGGACUCUCAAGGCUGGACAGGUCGUAACCCUCGAGAAGGCUCAAAAUGUGAAAAGGGAGGCUCAGAAAGCAGUUGACAAGGCUAGCGAAGCCAUGAAAGAACUAGCAAGAUUAAGCGCCAACGGGUCCAUCCAAGAUCCGCAGUUAUUUGACGAAGGACGGUUCAGAUAUGAUAAAGUAUUUGUCAACAGGAUUGGUGCAGUUAUGGUCAGCUACUCGACCUUGAUCAAGGCCUAUGGAAAAGACAUAGAGCAGGAUAAGCGGCAACUCGACGACCUCCACAAUACUAUUGACGGUCCGACGGCAUAUCCUGAUGCUAUAAAAUCAGCCGUUGCCAAACUCGGAAUACAAGUUGUAUCCGCGCUCGAAUUCGUGACGACCAUGCAGCAAUUGGUCACAGAAGAGCCCGAUUUAUACUGGCGCGGCGGGAUGGAGACUGAGCAAGAAACGAAGAACCGAAGCCAGAAUGUCUUAGCGGAGGGAGUGAGAGUAGUGCAGCUCGUAUACAGCGAUACGAAUCAGCAGAUGAAUACCCUUUUGAAUGGCAUGGUCGAAAUCUGGAUCCUCCUACAUCAAAUGGUAUCAAAAAGGCCCGACGAUCAAGGAGAGCCGGACGCAGCCAAGGAGACAGAAUUGCAGGCCGUGGAUAACGAAGUCAGCCUCCUAGCUGCGACGAGAGACGCGCUAUGGGAGCUGACGCCUGUAGCUCCCAUGAAAGAAGUCCAGGACAAGAUUUCGAGGGGUGAUACUGUUGAUUCAUGGGGAUGGUUAGGGGUGGUCACUGAACUUGGUUGGGGAGUCUUCUCGGGGUUGGCUGGGAUUACGGUUUCUGUGACGGGGUCCGGCCUGGGUGCUCCGGCCGGGUCGGCCUCUGGGCUGGGCGUCUCUGCAGCCGAGGUAUUGAAAGCUGGACGAACGGGAUCCAAAGUGGCUGAGCUAACGAGGAAGAUUCGCCGGGUCAUUGAGAAACAAAACAAAAUAUGUGGGAAACUCGACACCUUGACGGGUAUCGAGCAGCUCGCCACGGAUAUCGAAGCUAUAAUGAACCGGAUCACGAUGGGCUUGAAGGAUUCAAAUAGACCUCAGGGCGUCCCAGGGGCUGGUGGUGCCUCUGACCAAGGAGAGCAUGAUGGUGGCACCUACAAGCAAGGAGCAAAGGCCAACGGUUUCCGCGAGCAAGGAGCGACUGCCGGCGGCUCCCCUGAGCAAGGAUCAAAGAUCAACAGUUCUGUAACGGGCAAGCCGCUUUAA
This is a messenger RNA of Hirsutella rhossiliensis, 1425 nucleotides long. RefSeq lists its product as uncharacterized. NCBI's taxonomy places the organism in Eukaryota, Fungi, Ascomycota, Sordariomycetes, Hypocreales, Ophiocordycipitaceae. The transcript has a single exon. The coding region runs from base 1 to 1425 and encodes 474 amino acids. The record is from RefSeq and is a predicted model, not a curated record.